AUGAGCUCGAAAUCACAAGUGACUUUGGUCCCAUGGGACCCUAAAUCUACCACUCAUCUGCAGCGCCUAGUGGAACAGCGACUGCAGUGCACAUGGGAUCAUGAAAAGGUUGCAACCAGCUGGCGAGAGAGCCAGAUAAAGGGUAACAAAUGCCUAUAUUGGAUUGAAGCUGAAAUGCUGCAAGAUACCGCUGCCUAUAUUAAUGGUGUAGCCCGGGACGCAUCAAAAAGAAAUUUCGUUCCCGUUGGCCACAUCGCUCUAGAUGAAGGAAACCCGGACGCAAAAGACAUUGAGCUAGAUCUCCCAUCAGAAGGCGUGUUCUGGAUUAAGACUUUCUUUGUUACACAUGCCUUACAGAGCAAGGGCAUUGGGCGAGCUGCACUAGACGAAGUUGAGACAAUGGCCGUCAAAGAGCCUCUUCAGGCUAGAAUUUUGAUGCUGGACACGGUCCAAAAAGACGACCAAAGAAGAAAGGAGUUCGCAGACCUUGUUUACGGGGGCAUGCCUAAGGUUACCAACCAGGAAUGGUAUGCCAGACGGGGCUACCGACUGGCUAAAACCGUGCAGAACUACUAUCAAGUGCCAGACAAGACAGGCAAAAUUUGGGAUACUAAGACUGUUUUUAUGAGGAAGGAUAUUGCAUAA
Penicillium lagena is the source of this 645-nucleotide messenger RNA. RefSeq names its product GNAT family N-acetyltransferase. The transcript is spliced from 3 exons. Gene Ontology annotation, molecular function: acyltransferase activity, transferring groups other than amino-acyl groups. Bases 1 to 645 code for a protein of 214 amino acids. Lineage: Eukaryota; Fungi; Ascomycota; Eurotiomycetes; Eurotiales; Aspergillaceae. The record is from RefSeq and is a predicted model, not a curated record.